Etheostoma cragini (Arkansas darter) is the source of this 3438-nucleotide messenger RNA. RefSeq names its product mastermind-like protein 2. NCBI's taxonomy places the organism in Eukaryota, Metazoa, Chordata, Actinopteri, Perciformes, Percidae. Gene Ontology annotation, cellular component: nuclear speck; nucleoplasm. Gene Ontology annotation, molecular function: transcription coactivator activity. The record is from RefSeq and is a predicted model, not a curated record. Bases 1 to 2799 code for a protein of 932 amino acids. Gene Ontology annotation, biological process: positive regulation of transcription of Notch receptor target; Notch signaling pathway. The transcript has 5 exons.
AUGCCCGUGCUGUGGUCCAAUCUAAGCUCAGCGGACCUCAGUGUAACCGGCAUGGGAGAGGCGACCCCUGCUCAGUCUGCCGCGGGAGCGUUCGUGCCCAUGUUGGGUGUCGGUUUAGGAACUGUGCCCGGCGGGGUCGGCAGCGGGCCGGUGGUGGCCCCAUCCAGGGGCUCCGCGGUGCCACAGUUACACAACGCCAUAGUGGAGCGUCUGCGCGCCCGCAUAGAGCUGUGCAGGCGGCACCACACCACCUGCGAGAACCGCUACCAGAGGGGCCAGGCCGAGAGCUCGGACCGGGAGCACGAGAGCACCCUUCACCUGCUCAACAUAGUCCAUCAAGGGCCCGGGACCCGGAAGACAAAGGGAAGCCGAGGCUCGAACCAGCAACCUCCAGAGUACAGCAGGGCCAACGGGGAUCAGAAGGGCUCAGAGGGGGAGCAGAAGAUCAACACGCGUAUAGCGCUUCAAGGAUCUUUGCGAAGAAAGAUUGAGGGACAUGCACCAGGACACGCACCAAAGCAGAAUGGGCUAUCCUGUGGUUUCUCUGGAUCCGACUUUAAGCGGGUCCGUGUGGAUACUGGUGGUCUGGGACACGGGCCCUGCCACCAUAACAUAGCACAGUCUCAUUCGCUGCAAGGGUCCUCAACCAUGGGCAUGCAGAGGAAGAAUUACAUGAUGCCGCAUGGAGUGGGCUCAGACAUAUUCAACAUGACCCUGAAAGAAAUGAAAAAAGAGCCUAUUGAGGUCCAAUCUUGCGGCCAGUCAAACGCAGAGAUGAUUUUCGACUUCAAAGACGAAGGUGGUGGUCAGAUUGACCCCGAGCUGCAGGAUCUUUUUGAUGAGCUGACAAAGACAGUGCCAACACUGAACGACCUGGAGUUUGAGAAGAUGCUGAAGCAGGAUGAUACAUUCGGUUUGGAUCUAGGCCGGCCGAGCUCAGCAGGAGCAGCUGCCAGUCUGUGUUCCCCAAUGGAUAAGCCCAUAAAGAUUGAGCACUCCCCAGACUUUGGCCAGGUUCACGUUGGCUCCCCACAGCUUCGACCAGCCUCGGCCGGACCCUCUUUCACGUUGACCAGCACGUCUUCUACCGCCACGUCGCAGAAAGCUAACACUCAGGCAGGACACCCCAGAGCAUUGCCCUGCUGGCCGGAAAUAUCUCACGCAGAGCAGCUGAAGCAGAUGGCAGCCAAUCAGCAGCAGCCGAGCUCUCUGCUCCAUCACCACCAUCAAACGCCACCUGCAGGAUUGACCAACUGGGCUCCUGCCAUGAGCACCCACUCCUCCACCAGCGCCUUCCCCCAGGACAAGGUCUCCAGCCCGGCCGCGCUCAGCCAGCAGAGGAUUGCCUCACAGAGUAAAGGGAUCAACAACUGCCUGUACAAGUCAAAUGGCCACAAUGGCUCCCAUCAUUUGGACAUGAAGAUUCUCAGCACCAAGCCCACGUUGCACUUCAGCCCUAAGACCCCCCAUUCUGCCAACCAAUCGAUGCCAAUCAUGGCAGGCUCAGUGAACAAGACUUCAGGCCAGCAGCAGCAGCAGCAGUCACCAUCGACCGGCCAGAAUCAACCACAUUCAGCUCUCCACUUCCAGAACCAACAGAUCUCCACAUCAGGGGCUCUUUGUCUGCAGCCCAAGCCGGUUCCCGCAGGGCUGCCAUUCAAACUGUCACAACAGCGACAGGGUGUUCCUCCUGGUCCGAGGCUCCCCACCAAUGGAAGCUUAGGAGUCCUGUCAGCCCAGUCCCAGCCACGGCCCCCAGCACCCAACAACCAGCAGAAAUGCCCAGCCAAAAGUCAGGCCAUGCAGAGACCGCUUAAUCAACAACAGCACACCAUCAGCAAUUCAGACAAAGACAAUGCACAUGAUCAGUUCAAUCGUCAUCUCACAAGACCGCCGCCUGAUUACAAGCAGUCGAGAAGUAUGGUGGGAGUUCAGCCAGGAAACAUCUUCACAGGUCCAAACUCAUCCCAGUCUUCCAGCAAUGGCCUUGAGAAUGACCUCCAGUCCAUGCCUUGUCAACUCCCUAGUGGGGCUGGUCCAAAGAUGAUUCCUUCACCAUCGGACCGCAGAUUCGGUAUCGGGACUGAUUGCCGUCCAAGUUCUUGUAUUGGUCCAUUCCAGCAGCAUAACAAUCAGAAUCGAAUUGGACUAAAUCAAAAUAAAACUAGGUUCCUGGGGCCGAGCACGCAUGGGAAUUCUUUUGGAAUGAACAAUGUAGCAGGUGUCCAACACACAAGAACCACAGCUGACCUGCAUUCCUCAGGGGUACCGGGACAGGCUCUCGGGGGCUUGAUGAAAAAUGUCAACAUGGGCUGGGGCUCAGCCAACAAGCACGUGACAACUGGACUCGGUGUUAGGGGGCUACUCAAUCCUCUACAGUCUCAGGGGGCGCACCUGGACAUGCCAAACCAUCCGUACCAACAAAGGCAUAUCGGCCCCCCCAACCAGGUAGCACCAGACAUUGGGAUGCUCCCUCUUAACCCUUCGAUGAGAGACGCAGGCCCACGGCCAGGCCAGCCAAUGAUGGGGUCUCCAUCAGCAGUGGGAAACCUUAACCAGGCCUCUCCUGAACAGAGGGUACCAGCAGGCAACUUUGCCGAGCCCAGUCCCAGCUCGAGCAGCUACCAGCAUAACCGGGCCAACCGACUGACCUUUGACUUCCUCCCCGAGGGAGACAACACAGUUCCAGGGAUCAACACAGACUCAGACUUCAUAGACUCCCUCCUCAAGUCGGGCUCUGGGAAUGACGAUUGGAUGAAAGAUAUAAAUUUGGAUGAGAUCCUGGGCAGUCACUCUUGAAUUUGGGUCACAGAUUGCUAAAAAUCAACCCGCUACUUAAAGUAUAGAGGUUAUGGAUGUAAGGUGCAAGGGUAACAUUUGUAAAUAAUGUUAAAAUGGAAUUUUUAUAAACUCAUAUUAUUUGUUAUCCAAGUAUACUGUAUUGUUUUGUAUUGUAUUUACUGUGAACUGAAUUUGUGUUCUGUCCUCAGUACUCUGCAUAUUUUAUUCCUGGUAUAUUUGCCAAGAAAUAACUUUUCUUUGCAGUUACUUGUUUUUGUUUGUCAUACUCAUGCUGUAGUGCUGUCGUAUAAGAUACAAUACCAUAGUCACACUGUGAAAAAAAAACAUUGCUGUGUUGCUUUCAAGUUCAUCUUGGGAUUCCAAGUUAAGUUUCUAAAUCUACAUCCACUAUUUAGCAUGAUAUGGUAUUUACAAUCGGACGUUUGGCCUCCAUAAACAGAGAAUCUUGCCACGCCAAAUGUUCUCUCACUUAUUAUUUAAGUGUUUUCAUCUGUGGUAGUUUUGAUGCAAUUUAAGUAAUGUAACCAUUCUUUUUUCACGUGGUAUUUAAUAACUAUUGGGAUAAUAAUGAGACAUUAUAAUACAUGUAAUUAAUAAAAUGAUUUGAAAAAAUUAGGUUUUUGUUUUCUCCUUGAA